Molecule: messenger RNA, 4515 nt
Organism: Lemur catta (Ring-tailed lemur)
Lineage: Eukaryota; Metazoa; Chordata; Mammalia; Primates; Lemuridae
Gene: CCR10
Product: C-C motif chemokine receptor 10
Exons: 5
Coding region: 3194-4351 (385 amino acids)
Biological process (GO): chemotaxis; immune response; G protein-coupled receptor signaling pathway
Cellular component (GO): membrane
Molecular function (GO): C-C chemokine receptor activity
Source: RefSeq, a predicted model, not a curated record
UUAAGCUCUGCAGAUCCUGGGAAAAGUAGGCAACAGGGUUGUCAGGCGUAGAACCAGACAGAAAUAAGUAUUGUGGUUGAGAGGGGAGCCAAGGGGGAUAGAAGAAUGGGAUAGGAUACCAGGGAUGGAGAGUAAAAGGGGGGCCCCGUGGCACUCUGAAGCAGAAGGGAUUGAGAUCUAAGAUAUGGGGUUCCUGGAAACAAGGAGAGCAGCCUUGGGAGGGUGGGCAGGUAAAAGGGGCAUUAGACCCGCCUCUGGGUUGCUGCUCACCAACGUAGAGCGGCUGGUCGUACUCCAGCCAGAUGUAGGUCUGCAGGGGCAUGGGCCGCAGCACCCAGGGCCGGUGAUCCACUCGGAGCCGGGCCUGCUUCACAUUGAUUUCAGCCCGGACCAGGUGCCACUCAUCGUCAUUGAACUCAAAGUCGUCUGAGUGUACUGUCAGGUUCUCGUCCCCAUUCCCCACAUCAAAGGCGAAGACCACGUCCCGGGAUGCUGGACAAUGUGAUAAGGGCAGGGAGAGAAAAGGACUCAGACCUCCAAGAUCCCUCACUGACUUCUUGCCCAACACAACCUCUCUUCCUUACCUCUCUGGAGCUCCUUGAAUAUCCCUGCAAUAUGUCCAUAGCCUGGGACAAAACUUUACAAACUUGUACCCUUGGUUUCUCCCCAAACUGCAGAUCCCCACAGCCAGCUUUCCAGCCUCACCUCUCAGCUAGAAGGCCAGCUAGUCAGCAGUGGGACAGACUCAGGAGUCCAACUUCCUUAUUCACAAGUAAGGGGCCUAAGGUCACCUGGCCAGCCAUCCGGACCAGCCAAGGCCCAGAACCCAGGGCUGUCUCAAGCCCUUUCCAUGCUGCCUCUCAAAAGGGCAUCUACCCUGGUCUCUUACUUCAGCCUCUACCUACCCGUGUCUCCCCAGAGACCUCUUUCAUCUACCCUGUGGCCCUCCCAGGCUGCCUGCUCACUGUUGAGUUCCACCCGCACGUAGGGUCGGCGCCACUGGCAGUAAGGGCCCCCCAUGUUCUCUAGGAAGACUCCCGAGGGUGCCGAGGUCUUGAAGUAGAAGGAGACGUCAAGGCUGUGGUUGGCACGGAUUGGGGGAAAGCGUAGUGCAGCCCCGGUGUGGAAGGAGAUGGUGUUCCAAGAAUUUCCUACAAAACCAGAUGGAGGAAGUCCUUGUCAGGGAGGCCGGAGGAUGGAGGAAGAAGUGAACAUGAUGGGGGGCAGGGAAGGCAGGGCUAAGGGGGAAAGGUGGGGUGGCCAAGGAGACCCAGGAGUGGAAGGAAAGAGUAGUAAGGUACAGAGGGACAACGAAGAUGAGGGUCAUGUCACAGCAGGAGCCAGGACAUCUGGCAGUGUGCCCUAGAGACCCCCUGUGGAUCAGGUGGCCUAGAUUUUGAAAACUGGAGAGACAACCCCAGGGAGCACACACAAAAGGGGUCUGCCACUCACGGUCGCCAUAGCAGCGCAGAGGCCUCAGGAAGAAUUGGGCUUCAGAAGUGGAGCGGUUUGUAUCCCCCACCACAAUCUGAGUGACAGGCAGAUGGUCCACAAAUGUCAGCAGUCCCUUGUCUGUUCUCCUGUGAGAGCAGGAUACAGAGGCUCAGCCCCUGAUGCUCAGCUCCCCCUAGAGUCCUGAAAUCCCUGUCCCUUUGCCCCUCACCACUGGGGCUGGUCGGCAUCACAGUUGCAGUACAGGGCGGGGUCCACGCAGCUCCGGUCCAGACCACAGGCGCAGCGCUGGAUGCCGGGCUGGGAGCCUCCCCAGUAAAAAUGCUGCUCCUCGUUUCGGCCAAUCCAAAAGCUGUAGGGGUAGCCUCCUGGGAAAGAGGUGCAGGCACCUUCCAGCCCUGUCCCUCCAUGAGCCUCCGGGCUCCUUUCAACUUUCCAAGCAGCCCAGACCUUUGCUUGAAUCCUCUAGCCCGGGGCUCCCGCUGAACUCUGGCCCCCACUGGUGUCUCCUCCAGCUCCUCCACCUCCCCACCCCCCCCACCCCCAGUCCUCACCUGCAGUGUUGAGUAGCCGGGAAUUGUAGCAAGAGAACUCAAUCCACUGUUCACAAUGCUGGGAGGCAUUGGCCAGGGCACUGACUUCCUCCCAGGAUGCAUUCCAGUACUGGAUGGCCCCCAGGAAUGGCCGCUCCAUACUGGAACCUGUCACCCGAGUCGUCCACAGCCUGUCAUGCCUCACAACUGUCCAUGCUCUGUUCUCUGAAGGAGGGGAGGGGACAGAGCUUGGCUGGAGAUGGGCACCUUCCUGCCCACCUCCACCACCACUGCUGCAACUCAGCGCCAAUGGACGUGCCCGGCAGCUCCAUCCCAGCCCCACCCUGGGCCCUCAGCAUCGUAGGCUGAAGAGGAGAUCUCUGGAAUGGAUCGGGAAGUUGGAAUUUAUCUGCAAGGCUAAAUUACAAAUUCCUGGAUGUCUCCUUUCCCCUUUGUCCCCUUUUACCAUCACCAAUUUAAUCUUCCGGCCCAUACCCACCACUCUAUCCUUCCCUGUUCUCCCCUCACCCCUGCACUCCCUUGUCAGCUGCCUGCUUGCCACCCAUCGGAGCCACUUACCUCGGAUAUCACAGUACACCACAAAUGGCUUCAGGGGGCCACUGCCAUCAGGAUCAAUGGUGAAGUUUCCAGAAGUUUUCCCACUGAGCCGGUUCAGCCUCUCAAAGUCGCCAUUGAGCACAAAGCGCUGCACAUAGCCGUCCAGGGUGAGAUUUGCGUCGCGACCAAAUCGGUCCACUCGCACAUAGUGCCAGUGCUGGUCGUUGAGGACACCGCCGGCGCUCACCGUAGUGUGACCGGGUCUUGGCUGGAUGGGACUGCUGCCUGAGGGUGGAGCAGGACAGAGUGAGACCUCAACCCAGGACAUCUCCAGCUGGCCCUAGUCCCCAGCGGGAGCAGCAGCGGGCAAGGCAGAAAAGGGAUUGCAAGACCGACAGACUUAGGGCUAGUGCCCAGCCCAGGGCCCAAGAACAGGAGGCUCCCCAAGGAUGCGCGCCUGGGCGCCCAGAGUACCGCGUUGUGCCCUCGCUGGUAGAACGGCGUCCAGCUGUCCACGCGGUCACCAUAGAGCAGCAUGUAACGAGUCACCCAGUCCCAAGAAUUAAAGGAGCCCUGUGUGGCCACGGCCCGGAUCCGGUGCUUCUUCAUUAAGUCUAUCUGGAGCCAGGGAUUUGGAUCCCCAAUCCGAGAUGAAAAACCUGAGGCUCAGAGAGGUCAAAAAACUUACUCAAGAUCACACAGCAAAUGAUGAUAUUCCAAAACCCACUCUUUCCACUGGCAAGGUUUCCUGGGGCCUCUACUCUGGGGAUGAGGAGGCGGCAUACUCAGCUGAGCCACUGCCGGAGCUCUGCUACAAGGCGGAUGUCCAGGCCUUCAGUCGGGCCUUCCAACCCAGUGUCUCCCUGACUGUGGCUGCGCUGGGCCUGGCCGGCAAUGGCCUAGUCCUGGCCACCCACCUGGCAGCCCGACGUUCAGCUCGCUCGCCCACCUCCGCUCACCUGCUCCAGCUGGCCCUGGCCGACCUCCUACUAGCACUGACCCUCCCCUUCGCUGCAGCAGGAGCUCUUCACGGCUGGAGUCUGGGAAGUGCCACCUGCCGGGCCAUCUCCAGCCUCUACUCGGCCUCCUUCCACGCCGGCUUCCUCUUUCUGGCCUGUAUCAGCGCCGACCGCUACCUGGCCAUAGCGCGAGCGCUCCCAAGCGGCUCGCGGCCCUCCACGCCCGGCCGUGCGCACUUGGUCUCAGUCAUCGUGUGGCUGCUGUCGCUGCUCCUGGCGCUGCCUGCGCUCCUCUUCAGCCGGGACGGGCAGCGGGAAGGCCAGCGACGCUGUCGCCUCAUCUUCCCCGAGGGCCUCACGCAGACGGUGAAAGGGGCGAGCGCCGUGGCGCAGGUGGUCCUGGGCUUCGCGCUGCCUCUGGGCGUCAUGGCAGCCUGCUACGCGCUGCUGGGCCGCACGCUGUUGGCCGCCAGGGGGCCCGAGCGCCAGCGUGCACUCCGCGUCGUGGUGGCCCUGGUGGCGGCCUUCGUGGUACUGCAACUGCCCUACAGCCUCGCCCUGCUGCUGGAUACGGCCGAUCUACUGGCUGCUCGCGAGCGGAGCUGCCCUGCCAGCAAGCGCAAGGAUCUGGCACUGCUGGUGACCAGCGGCUUGGCCCUCGCCCGCUGCGGCCUCAAUCCCGUGCUCUACGCCUUUCUGGGCCUGCGCUUCCGCCAGGACCUGCGGAGGCUGCUCCGCGGUGUGGGCUGCAGCUCAGGCCCUCACCCCCGCGGCGGCUGCCCCCGCCGGCCCCGCCUUUCUUCCUGCUCAGCUCCCACUGAGACCCACAGUCUCUCCUGGGACAACUAGGGCUGCCAAUCUAGAGGAGGGGGUGGGCUGAGGAGACGAUUCCACGAGGGUAGUGGGAAAGGAGAGUAGGUGGGGGGAAACUGAGAAAGAGGUGGGGAGCUAAAGGGAUUGCUUCUGUGCCUUGCCACAUUAAAUUGAUAACAUGGAAAUGAGUUGCAACCCAA